This is a messenger RNA of Schistocerca gregaria, 3238 nucleotides long. RefSeq names its product ankyrin-1-like. The record is from RefSeq and is a predicted model, not a curated record. Gene Ontology annotation, molecular function: protein binding. Lineage: Eukaryota; Metazoa; Arthropoda; Insecta; Orthoptera; Acrididae. The transcript has a single exon. Bases 405 to 2426 code for a protein of 673 amino acids.
CUAUUUCAGCUUUACGUCAUUUCCAACUCGUUGGCUGCCAGCCUGCCAGUAAAUUCAAAGUUGUGCGCACUGUUUUCAAUGGAAGACAACAGGACAUAAAUUGCGAUGGAGAGUAGUGUGUAGCUUUGAAUAGUCGUUGCACCUAUAUCUAUUUCCCAAUAUUAUUUAAAUAAGACUGUUCAAUGAACGCAGUGUUAUUUUCCGAAAGUAUCAGUUUGGCCACUUUUGUAGAUAAUUUUUUCUCGCUUCUGCAUUAUCGAUGUAGACUAGUGGCUUAUGUUGGGAGUAACUGGGCUGGGCGAAUGGCGUGUUUUCAUUUGUUCUUUUGCUUAUGUCGCAAGCAAUUGUUGAUGCGUAAGAGUGGUGUUUCUCUGCGUUAGUGUCGGCAACAUAUUAUGUGAACAAUGUACACGAGCAGCGGCAUCAUAUUAACAGCGCUCCACGCUGCUGUAGGUGCCGGCAACUUGGAAGAUGUCAUGGAAAUGUUGGCGAAAGGAGCUGACGCCGAAGCCGCAGAUGCCUUCAAGGUACGACCGCUCCAUAUUGCUGCGAAGAAAGGCCAUUUGGACAUUGUUAAAGCGCUUAUCGCUCGGGGCUGUAAUGUAAAUGCACGGGCGUCUUGUCAUUCUCCAUUGUCCGAGGAGAUUGAGCGGGACAUCACGCCGUUACAUUUAGCAGCUGAUAAUGCUGACUCUAAUCUCGCGCUCACUUUGAUCGCUGCUGGUGCUUAUGUGAACGCUAAGAGUAGCUCUAGCAUGUUUCCACUGCAUCUGGCAGCAAAGCACGGCCGUUUGUCCGUAGUGAAGGCACUUGUUGCUGCGAAUGCAGACGUGAAUGCCGAGGACAAUAUAAAAGCCACACCAUUGUUUUUCGCUGUGGUGCAAAAUUUUGAAGACGUAGCCAAAUUUCUUGUACAAAACGGCGCUAUUGUAAAUGCCAGAAAUUCAGACUGUAACACACCAUUGCAUUUCGCAGCAGAAAAGGGAAAUGUCAACAUAUCGAAGUUCCUGAUCCAGAACAAGGCCACGAUUAAUGCAAAGAACCUGGAAGGGAUCACACCAUUGCAUGUGGCUAUCCAAAACAGACAAGCCGCAGUAACCCAGUUUUUGAUUAACAGUGGAGCAGAUGUCAACGCGAAAGAUGUCGACGGAUGGACUCCUUUGCACAGUUCAGCUCAUAGUGGAUACCCAGCGGAAACUGCUAGACUCCUGAUUGCGAAAGGUGCUAGCGUAAAUGCCAGGGAUCGGAGUGGAGUAACACCCUUGAGCGUUGCUUCUGAACAAGAUUUCGCCGAUGUAGUAAACAUCCUGAUCAAAAACAAAGCAGACGUUAAUGCCACUGACGAGCGAACGUGGACGCCAUUGCAUAGCGCAGCUUACGCAGACAGCUUGGAUUCUGUAAAACUUCUGAUCAGCGGUGGUGCUAUAGUUGAUGCAAGGGAUCACGGGCAUAUUACACCAUUGCAUUUCGCAUCAGCCUUCUGGCACACCGAAGUAGUUCAAUAUCUUUUGGCGAGAGGUGCCAAAGUUAAUGCAACUGACAACACAGACUGGACGCCACUUCACUUUGCGACAGAUGAGGGAACCCAGUUCGUUCUGAAAAAGUCAGGACACUCGGAUGCACAGGCGCUGAACUCGAAACUUAGUAGCGUGAAAGCUCUCAUUGAAAACGGAGCAGAUGUAAAUGCAAAGGGAAGUAACGGUGAAACAGCUCUGCACAUAGCUGGAAAGUAUGGUGAUUCAGCAGUUGCUAGAAUCUUAUUAGAGAAUGGUGCUUAUUAUGAUGUGAAGCCCCAUCCCUACUUUGAUAAUAUUACCGUUCCAGAGUGUGAUGUGGGAAGGAGUGAGAAUAUAAAUGCUUUACUGCGAUCUAUUGAAAAGCUGUUUCAAGCUGUGAAAAGAGCUAAGUGUGCUGAAAUUGAAAAAUUCGUGCAAGAGGGGGCACCUGUUAACAGCAGAAGCAUCAAGUAUGAAACACCGCUUAUGUAUGCGUCUUGGAAAGGCCAUUUACCUGUUGUUAAUGUUUUGCUUAAAAAUGGGGCCAAUAUUAAUUUGAGCAACAGUAAUGGCAUUACUCCAUUGCAUUAUGCAGCAAAAUUUGGGCAUCAUGAAAUAUUGUCUACCUUAUUGCAACAUGGUGCAGUAUACAAUGCAAGAACCAAAACAGGUAAAAAAACACCAUUCCAUUUUGCCCAAGAAGGAGGGAAAAAAGAGGUUGCAGAUACUCUAAAACGGAUUGAACGAUUAUUUAUUAGAAUAAAGAAAAAGGAUAGCACAGUGAUAAAAGAAUUACAUGAAUUAAGGGACAUAAAAUAUUCUGAAUUUCUUUCCAUAAAAAAGUGCAAAAAUGUAAAUAAGGAAACUCUGGCACAAAUAGCUUCAAGAAAUGGAUAUGAUGAACUUUGUCAAUUGUUUUGUAAUUUGUAAUAGGAUAGAGUACCUGUUUAUUACUCAUUUAUGUUAAUGAAUGGUUUGAUAAAAGUAGUUCAAGUUAUAUGAAAUGAAAUUGAUUUUCUGAGAUUUUGUACACUGUCAGGGGAUAAUUUAGUGUUGCUGUAAUCAGCAAAAGUACCCUUCAUCAACUGACAAGUUGAUAAAAUUGAUUCACAGUGUAAUGACAAAUCUAUGUACAUUUGAGAUGUUUAAAUGGUUAUCUUUUACUUCAUUCUAGUGAUGUUUCAAUGACAAACAGUUAAAUUGGGUCUACUCGUCUGACAUUGUGUACUAGGCUGCUCUGAGUACUCCUAGGCAGCAGAAUUCGUGUUGUUCUUUAUUUUAGAGGCUCAGUCUAUACUUAUGUGUAUAUUUUCAUAAUAUACAUGUUUUUACCAGGGAACUGAUAUAAUCUUGUCUGAUACGUCCAUACAUAUUUCAUAUUCUCUCUCACUCCACUGUUGUAUAACAAUGUGAGAUUCUGUGCAGGUAUAUAGUUGAUAUGUAUAUGCCAUACAGACCCUAUCAUUUUCAUUUUAUAAUAAUUCAAUAAAGUCUUUCAAUAAUUGUUGUAAAAUUCUUGUUACUUCUGUGUUCUGUGGAGAGUCUGUUUCAAAUAGGAACACUGUAGCCUUCAGACUAUGCAGAAGCUAUUGCCUUUUAGUAAUAGCACAGCCUGAAGAAUGUCAUACCACAAUAGCAAGUAAAUAAAAUAGGCCUGUAUGUUUCGAAUAAUAAAUAAAAAGUAUGGCAACUUGAAGUAGUCGAUUGAAAAAUGAAUUUGUGCUUGGGUAAUGCGUUAUCAU